CAGCUCUUCUCAUCUCACAUUCUUCCUCCCUCACCCAUUGCGCACCGUCGCAGCCAUCGCAGAACCGUCGUGACCACAUCGCGAUCCAGUCUUGUUCAUUUCAAGAGCUUCUAGCCAGCCGAGUUGCUUCUGGUGCGUUCGAGUCCGUUAUACCCGCCAUCAUGUCAGCUGAAAACGUGGAGAAGGGUGACCAAGGUAAGUCAACAGCGUCGUCGCCGGCGUCGCAAAGCUGUCGCAGGACCGUCAAUGCCCAUUUUUUGGCUGUCGCUUGACCUGCGUGGCCAUUAUGGAACGGCUUCUCCGCCUGCACUGGGAGCGCUGGCUUUGGCACGCGGAUCUUGGUGCCCUGGUGACCUAGGAUUUAAAUCCGAGGCUAACUCCGGAAUCACAACAGUCUCUUGGCAAUGGUCUGGUGGUCGACCAAGCGGCGAAGUGAGUGAAGUGGUCAAGGAGGGAGAAGCGACUGUGACCAGCAACCGGGGCAACGAGAUUAAGAAGAAUGCGGAGCCUGACGAUCCGGCCUUGAAGAUCAGCCGUGAGGGCAACGAUGUCGUGAAGAAGGCACACGAAGUUGACAUUGAAUCAAAGGCCGAUGGUACCAAAGAGCCCGGUAAUGAGGAGAAGGCCAAUGGCGUCGCUAACGGUGAGGAAAAGAAAAAUGAGAAGGAGGACGAGGAGAUGAAGGACGCAAAUGGCACUGCCGACAAAGAUACUACGAAUGGCGACACUGUGAAAGCGGGUGAGAAGCGCGAUAAGGAGGAACAGCAGAAAGGCGAGAAAGAAGCUGAAGAGGCUGAAAAGAAGGAGACGAAUGGUGAGACUAAGCAAGACGGAGAGAAGGAGAAAGACGAGGCCAAGGAUGAAUCCAAGGACGAAGCCAAGGACGAAGCGAAGGACGAAGCGGACCAGGACGACGAACCCGCCGCCAAAAAACAGAAAAUCGACGACGAUGACAAGGCCGACGAGGCUGAGAAUGGUAAGAAGGGGCGAGGACGCCCGAAGAAGGAGGCCAACGGCGCAAAGAAGGCGACGCCGAAAGCUAAACGAGAGCCUAAAAAGGCGGCAACGGAGGACGGCCAGCCUCGACGCAGCUCGAGAGCUACGACAAAACCUGAUUACACAGCGUAGGCUUUCUCAUCAAAAAUUUUCUCUUUUUUUUUCUUUUUAAAAAAAAAUUCGGCGAUUACCGCUAUCGAAAACCCGCGUGUCAGCCGCAGGAUUUGUUCCUUUGGAUGACCUCAUUCCUUGCAUUAUUCCGCGGUAACGGCGAGAAAACUGAUAAAACGACAUGGGGACAGAUGAAUAUUCGGAUCAGAAAUGGCCACGUCAGUGUAUGGGAAGUGUACUGUAUAUCGUUUUGAAUGAGAAUUACCUUAUUACGCGUGACAUUUUACGUAGUGGCUGAGGCGGAAGCGGGUAUCCAAGAUCAAGAUGCUACCUGCACGUACAACGAACUCUACCGAAGUGCUUCAACGCUCAAAGCUUCGGCUCGAUGGGUCGAGCUU
This is a messenger RNA of Verruconis gallopava, 1505 nucleotides long. RefSeq lists its product as uncharacterized. NCBI's taxonomy places the organism in Eukaryota, Fungi, Ascomycota, Dothideomycetes, Venturiales, Sympoventuriaceae. The transcript has a single exon. The record is from RefSeq and is a predicted model, not a curated record. Bases 247 to 1128 code for a protein of 293 amino acids.